AUGGAGAACGGACUCGUUGAUUAUUCCCCCCACCAUCCUGCGGAGGUCAAGAAACUUGACUCUGCUUCCAACGUUGUGCUCAUUGAUAACUACGACUCUUUCACUUGGAAUGUAUACCAAUACUUGGCUCUGGAGGGCGCUACAGUCACAGUCGUUCGCAAUGAUCAGAUCACCUUGGAGGAAUUGAUUGCAAAGAAACCCACCCAGCUCGUUGUAAGUCCUGGUCCGGGCCACCCUGAAACCGACUCAGGUGUUAGCAGAGAUGCCAUCAAAUACUUCAGUGGGAAGAUACCAGUCUUUGGUGUUUGUAUGGGGCAUCAAUGCAUCAUUUCCGUUUUCGGCGGCAAGGUCGAUGUUACUGGCGAGAUCUUGCACGGUAAAACUUCGGUGUUGACUCACGACUCGAAGGGAGUGUAUACUGGGCUUCCUACUUCACUUAAUAUCACCAGGUAUCACUCGCUUGCCGGGACCCACCCUACUCUUCCAGAAUCACUGGAGGUGUCUUCUUGGGCGAACAUUGACGUUGGUCGAAACCCCAUUAUCAUGGGAUGCAGACAUAAGGAAUAUGCGACUGAAGGUGUACAAUUUCACCCGGAAAGUAUCUUGACAGAGCAUGGAAGAUCGAUGUUUCGAAACUUCUUGAAGUUGCGUGCUGGUACCUGGAAAGAGAAUGAAGCUUUUCUUCCUGCAGUUUCCUCUGGUACCAAGCCGGACAAGAAGACAUCCAUCCUGGAGAAAAUUUAUGCGCACCGAAAAGCGGCCGUUGCUGCUCAGAAAUUGAUUCCGUCGCAAACCCCCGAAGACUUCCAAGCUUCUUACGACCUCGACAUCGCACCUCCACAAAUAUCGUUCCCUUCUAGGCUGAGAAAAUCGCCGUAUAACUUAGCGCUUAUGGCUGAAAUAAAGAGAGCUUCGCCUUCGAAAGGUAUCAUCGCUGCUUCGGUCUGUGCACCGGCACAGGCUAGAAAGUACGCUGUGGCUGGUGCAAGCGUCAUUUCAGUUUUGACAGAGCCGGAAUGGUUCAAAGGUAGUCUCGAUGAUUUGCGUGCCGUACGGCAAAGUCUCGAAGGACUUCCCAACCGUCCGGCAGUUCUCAGAAAGGAGUUUGUCUUUGACGAGUAUCAAAUUCUUGAAGCGCGACUUGCCGGUGCUGAUACAGUACUGCUCAUUGUCAAGAUGCUCAGCGUCGAGUUAUUGACUAGGCUGUACAAAUAUUCGCAAAGUCUGGGAAUGGAGCCAUUAGUCGAAGUCAACACCCCAGAAGAGAUGAAGAUCGCCGUUGAACUUGGCUCUCAAGUUAUUGGAGUGAACAAUCGUGAUCUCACCAGCUUCGAAGUCGACUUGGGCACUACUAGCCGGUUAAUGGAUUUGGUUCCAGAUACCACCAUUGUUUGUGAUUUGAGUGGUAUUUCAGGMCCUGCCGAUGUAGAGGCAUAUAAGAAGGAUGGUGUGAAGGCGAUUUUGGUGGGAGAGGCACUGAUGAGGGCGAAAAACACAGAGAAUUUUGUUUCGGAAUUGCUCGGCGGAAACACAGCCUCAAAAUCAUCAAAAAACUUACCACCUCUGGUCAAAAUUUGUGGUACAAGGACUCCCGAAGCAGCACGUGCCGCUAUCGAGGCCGGUGCUGAUUUGAUAGGUAUCAUUCAGGUUGAAGGUCGCAAGAGGACAGUACCCGAUGGGGUUGCUCUGCAAAUAUCGAAGGUUGUCAAGACGACACUUCGCCCAGUCAGCAAUCAGACGGUUGAUACUGAUGCUUCGAUAUAUUUUGAACAAUCGGCGAAAUUGCUCCGUCACCCUACUCGUGCGCUUCUCGUCGGCGUUUUUGCCGGUCAACCUUUGUCGUACAUUCUGGAGCAACAGCGCAAAUUAGAACUGGAUGUCGUUCAGCUACACGGAGAUGAGCCUGUCGAGUGGGCUAGCUUGAUACCUGUCCCUGUGAUUCGAAAAUUUAGUCCAGGUGGGCCUAGUCUUGCGCUUCAAGCUUACCAUGCACUUCCUUUAUUGGAUUCUGGUGCUGGCGGCUCAGGAGAAUUGCUGGAUUUGUCAUCUGUGAAGAAAGACCUUGAAAGUAACGAUGGGCUUCGUAUUAUUCUCGCUGGUGGCCUCAACCCCGAGAAUGUAGCAGACGUGAUUAAAGAUCUAGGCAAGUCGGCCUCGAAGGUAGUUGGUGUUGAUGUUAGUAGCGGUGUUGAGACAAAUGGCGCUCAAGACCUCGAUAAGAUUCGGUCUUUUGUCGCAGCUGCAAAGGGUCUCUAA
Molecule: messenger RNA, 2256 nt
Organism: Talaromyces amestolkiae
Lineage: Eukaryota; Fungi; Ascomycota; Eurotiomycetes; Eurotiales; Trichocomaceae
Exons: 2
Coding region: 1-2256 (751 amino acids)
Biological process (GO): L-tryptophan biosynthetic process
Cellular component (GO): cytosol
Molecular function (GO): phosphoribosylanthranilate isomerase activity; indole-3-glycerol-phosphate synthase activity; anthranilate synthase activity
Source: RefSeq, a predicted model, not a curated record